ACCCAGGCCCCGCUCGUUGAAAACUUUCCCUUGUGCAUUUGCGCAGGGGAAAACGUAAUCAAAAACAGCAACAGAUUACAUGUUCAACAAUCCAGCCAUCUGUAACCAACAGCAGCCAAUACUCCCUGGGCUCACUCCUCGUCGCUCCGCUCGGUCCCCCUUGCCUGUCGCAAGCAACUAAGUCCGUCGGUAGCGUAAAUCACUAUCUCUCUCGCUUUCAGCAUCCCUCGACGACGUAGAUUCAACACGGUCUCAUCGUCAGCAUGUCACACUCUCGACAGCAGCGUCCAGGUAGCGAGCGCGUCGGCAGCCGUAGUCGCGGCAACGACAAUGCCACGUCAACAUCACCACCCAGCGGCGUGACGGUGACUGACACGCUCAUGACGCGCAAGCUCAGCAGCAUCACGCUGGACGAGGAGACGAGCAACUCAUCCUCGUCCCCCCUGUCCUCCCCGCAUCCGCGUCUACCCCAUAAUCAGCAGCUUCAGCAUCAGCGUGGGCAUCAGCAUCACCGCCCACAGCCCGCGCGGAUUAUGAAUCCUCGCGCGCACAGCGCGCCUCAAAGCAGCGCAUCGGAGAAGGAGGAGUGUGGCAGCAACGGCAAACGCGUCGUCGCGUCUCCGGGGCGCACGCAGCGCGAAGCGCAAAUGGACCAGCGUCUCCGGACGCCGGGGCGCUCGCGCCAGCGCGGCAGCGCCAACGGCGGCCGCCAGGCUUCACGGCUCCUGCGCUCGUCGACCGAGUCAGACGUGACGACGCUGCGCAAGCUCGCGCUGCAGGCUCACGCGCGCGAGCAGCAGCUCGCUGCCGCUUCCGCCGCCUCUGCCGGCAUCACCAGCAGCGGCAGUGGCAGUGGUAGUGGUAGUGGCAGUGGUAGUGGCAGUGGUAGUGGCAGUGGUAGUGGCAGUGGUAGUGGCAGUGGUAG
Molecule: messenger RNA, 925 nt
Organism: Tilletiaria anomala UBC 951
Lineage: Eukaryota; Fungi; Basidiomycota; Exobasidiomycetes; Georgefischeriales; Tilletiariaceae
Exons: 2
Source: RefSeq, a predicted model, not a curated record